ACUUUUCAAAACGAGAACGCAUGCGCGCGCGCGUAAAACCGUAAAAUUAGCGAAGAAAAGUAGUGAAUUUUCUAGUUUUUUUUACAAAUUUAAAUCAAUUUCGUGGCCUCAAAAAUUCACCCGCCUUGCACAUUCUGGCACCUCACAUGUGCGCGAAUCGCGAUUUGCCAAAAGGUCGCUGCGCUGUGUUUUUUAAAACCUAACCUCAAAUUUCCCAUUUCCCAAUAACUUGUACAUUUCUAGUUUUUAAAAGGACUCGUCGAAUAAUGUCGGAUACAAGCGAUCUAGACCGUCAAAUUGAGCAGCUGAAACGGUGCGAGAUCAUUAAGGAGGCCGAGGUGAAGGCGCUAUGCGCGAAGGCACGGGAGAUCUUGGUCGAGGAGAGUAACGUUCAGCGUGUCGAAUCGCCGGUCACAGUAUGCGGCGACAUUCACGGCCAGUUCUACGACCUGAAGGAGCUGUUUAAAGUCGGAGGCGACGUACCCGAAACGAACUACCUAUUCAUGGGGGACUUCGUCGAUCGCGGAUUUUACAGCGUCGAAACUUUCCUACUACUACUAGCAUUAAAGGUCAGAUAUCCCGACCGCAUCACGUUAAUACGCGGCAAUCACGAGUCGCGACAGAUCACUCAAGUGUACGGAUUUUACGACGAGUGUCUUAGGAAAUACGGUUCGAUUACCGUGUGGCGAUACUGCACGGAGAUCUUCGAUUAUCUGUCGCUCUCGGCGAUAAUCGACGGUAAAAUAUUCUGCGUUCACGGCGGCCUAUCGCCCUCGAUACAGACGCUCGAUCAGAUUAGGACGAUCGAUCGAAAGCAGGAGGUGCCGCACGACGGGCCGAUGUGCGAUCUGCUUUGGAGCGAUCCCGAAGACACACAAGGCUGGGGUGUAUCGCCGCGCGGUGCCGGUUAUCUCUUCGGCUCGGACGUGGUGGCUCAAUUCAAUGCGGCAAACGACAUCGACAUGAUUUGCCGGGCGCAUCAGCUCGUUAUGGAAGGAUACAAAUGGCACUUUAACGAGACCGUGCUCACUGUGUGGUCCGCGCCAAAUUACUGUUACCGUUGUGGCAACGUCGCCGCCAUUUUAGAAUUAAACGAACACCUACAGCGUGACUUCACAAUCUUCGAGGCGGCGCCUCAGGAAACGAGAGGGAUACCGUCGAAGAAACCGCAAGCCGAUUAUUUCCUUUAAUUUUUAAGUUUUACGUAUACGGUCGGACUUGAUUUUACAAUUGAAAUUAGCCUGUUUUAAUUACGUUCUAAUUAGCCUAUUUAUUAAAUUGUGUUACGAAACGUAAGUAAGCACUCUGCUUGGGUCCAAUUCAUCAGCCUCGGACGCAGUCGGAUAAAAAUACUAACAAGAUAGGGAAUGCUAUCGUUAUCUAUUUGACCAACGAAGUUAGUUUCUUGUUACUCGGUUCAUUGCUGUCAUUUUAAAGUCGAUUGUGUUAAAAUGUGUAAUUUUGUAACCAUUUUUAGUAAAGUUCCAAUAAAAGAAA
Photinus pyralis (common eastern firefly) is the source of this 1497-nucleotide messenger RNA. It is a transcript of the gene Pp4-19C, whose product is annotated as serine/threonine-protein phosphatase 4 catalytic subunit. Gene Ontology annotation, cellular component: nucleus; cytoplasm. The transcript has 5 exons. Lineage: Eukaryota; Metazoa; Arthropoda; Insecta; Coleoptera; Lampyridae. Gene Ontology annotation, molecular function: protein serine/threonine phosphatase activity. Bases 267 to 1190 code for a protein of 307 amino acids. Gene Ontology annotation, biological process: peptidyl-serine dephosphorylation; double-strand break repair via homologous recombination. The record is from RefSeq and is a predicted model, not a curated record.